CUUACCAAAACCUUUCAGGUCUCGAAAACCAAUUUGCCUCUUCUCUGAUCUCUCUGCACUACUGAUUCGUUGACCCUUUUGUCGCGUCUCUUCCCUCCUUGUGAAUAUUCAUCGGAACCCCUUCAAGGAUUCACGACGAAUACAAAAAAAACACUCUCAAUCUCAUUUCCUCUCAAUAAAGCCACACUCUCUCUCCCAAUCCCUCAGAAUCUUCACACAUCUCGAAGAGAUGCCCCAAUUCAAGACCAUCAAGAAGAAAAUGUGGAUGUUUUAUCAGUAAUCUCUCUUCUUCACCCCCUGAUUGCUUUCUUUCGUUAUGGAGGGUAUGUACAAUACCAAAACAACCGUAGUCAGCACCACAACCACAAUCGUCUACAAAGCCGUCAAACAGCAGAACUUCCCUCUCCAAAUGCUCUCUUUCUGGUUCGCCCCCACCACCCGCCCUCCCGGAAUUUUCUCCUGACUCCUCCACUUCCGACCCUUAAAUAUUAACUUGAUUCACUCAAAUUUGAUUUCUUUACAUGGCUGCUUACUUACAAAACCCGAGUUCUAAUAAUGUGUCGUCGGGCUAUUUUAAGUCGUUGGAUCCGUUUUCGCGCGAUUUGGGGGGUUGUAGCAAGGUUUUGCCUGGUGGGUCAUUGAUGGGAUCUCAGUCGUUGGUGUUGGAUAACGAGAGAGGAGAGCUCGUGAAGGCCCCACCCGGAGCGGGGAAGAAGGAAAUGUCAGAAGCCAAGACUUUAGCGGCUUUAAAGAGUCAUAGCGAGGCAGAGAGGAGGAGGAGAGAGAGGAUCAAUGCCCAUCUCGCUACACUUCGUGGUCUUGUGCCGUCCAGAGGAAAGAUGGAUAAAGCCACGUUGCUUGCUGAAGUCAUUAGCCAAGUGAAAGAACUGAAGAAGAAUGCGUUGGAUGCCGCCAAAGGGCUUCUCAUUCCUAUGGAUGAUGAUGAAGUGAAUGUUGAACCAUAUAAUGAUGGAUCAGAAGAUGGAACCUUGUUUUUUAGGGCAUCUCUCUGCUGUGAUUAUCGACCUGACCUCCUGUCUGAUCUUAGACAAGCUCUUGAUGCCCUUCACAUGAAGAUGGUGAAGUCCGAAGUUUCAACCUUGGCAGGUCGGUUGAAGAAUUCAUUCAUUUUCACAACUUGCACAGAAAAGAAUGUCGACGAUGCUGAGACAAAACAACUCGUGAGUUCGGUUCACCAAGCCUUGAAUUCUGUACUGGAUAAAGGCUCUUCCUCACCUGAAUACUCUCCAAGAACAACUCUGCCAAACAAGAGAAGGAGGAUCUCUUUCUUUGAUUCCUCCAGCUCAUCCUUAUGAGAACUAAGUUGUGUCAACGGUUUCGAUAUCCCAGAUGGUGACCGUCUCUUCUUGUGCAGACAUAUAUGUGUGUGGAGAAGUUGGACCACCUGUAACCCUCGUACAUAUAUUGGCGUACAGAACGGGGAUUGAAAUAUGCUGCUGAAUUGGAGUCGUAAAUAAUUAGGGCAUAAACAAAUGCAUACAAAUGUUGAUAUAAGUUUUGUACAAGUAUUGUAUUUUUCAUGCAUGUGUGUUGGUAUAGCUCAGGAACUGAUGAGCAAGUUUAUGUAUUGUAUUCUGUUGAUGCUAUAUAUAUAUAUUUGAAAUCAGGGUGUG
This is a messenger RNA of Tripterygium wilfordii, 1634 nucleotides long. Its product is annotated as transcription factor bHLH30-like. The transcript has 2 exons. NCBI's taxonomy places the organism in Eukaryota, Viridiplantae, Streptophyta, Magnoliopsida, Celastrales, Celastraceae. The record is from RefSeq and is a predicted model, not a curated record. The coding region runs from base 522 to 1316 and encodes 264 amino acids. Gene Ontology annotation, molecular function: DNA-binding transcription factor activity; protein dimerization activity. Gene Ontology annotation, biological process: regulation of DNA-templated transcription.